AUGUUACUCAUGAAUGAAUCCAUAAAUGUAUCAAAUCAAUAUAUACUACAAGGUGACCAUUCCUUCAUAUCAAUAGGAAUCUUCGAAUGUGCAAUACGUGAUUGAUAUCAAGGCAAGAAACAAACAACAAUGGCAAAUUCCUAAGCGCUAUUCUCAAUUCGAGGAUUUGCACAAGAAAUUGAUCCCGCUCUUUCAAGAACUCCCCGAAUUGCCAAAGAAGGCCUUUAUUACGUUCUUGGUUGGAAAGUCAAAGGAAUAAUUGGAGGAUCGAAGAGCUGGCUUGGAGAAAUAUCUUUAGUAAUUAAUAGUCCGUCGUGAAAUCUAUCAUUCCUAAUUGCUCCGAGACUUCUUGCAGGUAUAGUAAUCUGUAAUAAGCUUGAAUAAUGCGAAGAAAUCCUCCCUCCCAACCUACUUCAUUCAUUUAAGACAAUAAUGGGCAUACGUGAUGUUGCCCAAUCUGACCAAGGGGUGAUGUUCCUCCUCUAAGCAGAUAUGAGUGUUUUAAAUAGAGUGGAUGCUUAUGUCAACAACAUGAAAAUGCCUUGGGAUUCCGAAUAGGGAGAAGUCAAAACCAUUCCGGUUGGAUAAGUUGAAUGCUACAUUAAGUAGGAGGAAGGAGAGUUUUCCUACAAAAAGUUAUGGACCAAAGAGUAUAGUACUUAAGCAAUCUGCAUGUUUUAUGAGCCAAUCACAUGCACCUUGCUAGUUGGGUAACAUAAUCAGCCAAAUAUGUAUAGAUUGGACUCUGGAAAUAUUAACUUUAUUAAGGUGUCAGAAAGAGAUUCUUUCAAUAAGUACGAAUAGAGCAUUGAAAUUGAAAUUCAUAUGGCCAGGAUAAUGGGUUUGUUUUACAGAAAUGGGUAGAUUCACUCUGUUUCCAAAGACACCCAUUAUAAAGUAAUUGAUAUGGAUUAAGGGGGAUUGAAGUCAGGUUCGAAUUCUCACUUAUCAUCCUAGAUUUUUCAAUUGGCAAACACGAACUAACUUCAUUGACCUAUAAUGAAUAGAGACAAAUCUCUGUGGUCGGUAAUAGGAAUGGCCAACUGUACAUAUUAAACAUAAAGCCGGCAUAACCAAUAGUAAUGUUGACAAUUGAGACGAGCACUUCAUUCAUCCGAGGUCUAGUCUUGGACUAUCAGAAAAACUAUUUGAUAUCCGUAUCUUAUGAUGAUGGUGUGAUUUGUGUUUUAGAUGUGGGUAAAUGUUUGCAAGAGAACGUGGGCAAGAUUAAAACUAAAAUUCAAGCCAAAAUUAAAGUAUACUCGAUUUAAUUUUUAGACUAGAGAAGUUCAAUGGUCAAGUAAAAGAGGGGAAUUGUUUGUUGGUAAUGAUGAUGGGACUGUCACUAUAUAUAAUGCACUAGAUUUAUAACCUUAAUGUAAUACGUUUUCUUAACUUCAGUUGUACUUAAGGCACACGACAAAGCCAUCACCAAAUUGAUUUGGCAAGAAUCCACUCAGAUUCUUGUUACUGGUGGUAAGGAUGAGUUGAUUAAGUGGUGGCAUUUUCCAAAGAAAUGGAAAGCUGGUGAUCAAGAUGAGUAGGUCAAAUCAAAACAGUUGAUUGAGGCCAAAAUGGACAAUAUCUUAAAGUUGUAAAAUUAGAAUCAGAAAAUUGAUUCAGAUGAGGAAGAUGAGACUGGUUUAGGCAAUUGGCAUAAAUGA
Molecule: messenger RNA, 1664 nt
Organism: Paramecium octaurelia
Lineage: Eukaryota; Ciliophora; Oligohymenophorea; Peniculida; Parameciidae
Source: the annotation of a GenBank genome assembly